Messenger RNA from Zootoca vivipara (common lizard), 2268 nucleotides. Lineage: Eukaryota; Metazoa; Chordata; Lepidosauria; Squamata; Lacertidae. The record is from RefSeq and is a predicted model, not a curated record.
AUGGAACUUCUCUCGACUCAGGAAAAUUUUAUCCCAAACUACAAGUGUGACACCCGUAGCAAUCCUGUAGCAGUCAUUGGGGGACCUAAUUCCAAUGUCUGCCUCCAUAUGGCAACCAUCCUGAGCAACUACAAGAUGCCACAGCUUGCAUACGGUUCCGCCCCAGCACUGGAUACUGAAAAACAAGGUGCUUUCAUCCAACAGAUGUUCCCAAAUGGGGCUCACCAAUAUAUGGGGAUUCUCCAGUUACUUCUUCAUUUCAGGUGGACAUGGAUUGGGGUAGUUUAUCUGGAUGAUGACAACGGAGAGAGGUUUGUGCAGAAUGUGCUUCCCAGCUUCUCCCAAAGAGGCAUCUGCUUUGCCUUCAUAGAACGUUUACCGAAACAAGGAUCCUCCAGUGCUUUUGGUGUAAUUGUGGGCAAGGGGAUAAACAUGGCUGUGGGAAUCAUGGCGAGCACUGUCAGUGUGGUGGUUGUGCAUGGUGAAAUUCAGACCAUGCUAAUCUUGAGAAUAUUGAUCGAGGUUUGGAAAUUCAGUAGUGGCCAAAAGAAUGCAAAACUCCUGGUUAUGACAGCUCAAAUGGAUUUCACUUCAUUUCCUUUGCAAAGACAGUGGGACAUAGACUUCAUCCAUGGUGCUCUAUCUUUUGCAGUUCACUUUAAAGGGGUGUUAGGAUUCCAUAAAUUUAUUCAGAACAGGAACCCCAUUUCAGAAAAAGAAGACAAAUUUCUGAGAGUAUUCUGGGAGCAUACAUUUACCUGUCUUCUCCCUGACACCAAGGUAGACAUGGCAAAUGAGGAAUUCUGCACAGGGAAGGAGAAGCUAGACACUCUUCCAGCAUCCGUUUUUGAAAUGAGUGCAACUGCUCACAGUUACAACAUCUACCUGGCUGUUUAUGCUAUGGUCCAUGCCCUGCAAUCCAUGGAUUUGUCCAAGUCCAAAAAGAAAGCAAUUGCCGGAGGACAGAGAGGACAGAGAGGACAGAGAAAGAAGUUUCUCACUGAACUCCCAUGGCAGCUCCAAUGUUUUCUACGAAAUGUUUCAUUUAACAACAGUGCUGGGGAAAAGGUUUCAUUUGAUCGAAAGGGGGCCUUACAAGCUGGAUUUGAUAUUAUAAAUUGGGUCACAUUCCCAAAUCAAUCUUUUCUUAGAGUCAGAGUUGGAAACAUAGACCCAGAUGCUCCUCAAACAUUCACUAUUGUUGAGGAUGCCAUUGUAUGGCCCAAUAUCUAUAACCAGUCGCGUCCCAUUUCUCUGUGCAAUGACAAUUGUCAUCCAGGUUAUAGAAAGGGCAAGAAGGAGGGGAAGCCAUCUUGCUGCUAUGAUUGUCUUCCAUGUCCAGAAGGAAAGAUCUCCAACCAGAAGGACAUGGUUGCCUGCUUUCAAUGUCCAGAUGGACAGUAUCCAAACAAUGACCAGGAUUCAUGCCUUCCAAAAUAUAUAACUUUCUUGUCUUAUGAAGAAACAUUGGGCCUCGGUUUGGCUCUUCUUGCUCUUUCUUUGUCUUUCAUCACAGCUCUGGUGCUGGGAAUCUUCAUUAUGCACAGGGACACUCCCAUAGUCAAAGCCAACAACCGGAGCCUCACCUACACUCUCCUCAUCUCCCUCUUGAUCUCCUUCCUUUGUGCUUUGCUAUUCAUUGGCCAACCUGAGAAGGAAACCUGCUUCCUCCAACAACUUGCUUUUGGCUUCAUAUUUACUGUGGCUGUAUCAAGUGUGCUGGCUAAAACCAUCAUUGUUGUCAUAGCUUUCCGGGCCACCAAGCCAGGGUCUAAAAUGAGAAAAUGGGUGGGGAAACACCUGGCCACCUCAAUUGUUCUUUCCUGCUGCCUGAUUCAAGCCAUUAUUUGUACUGUGUGGUUGUCAACUUCUCCUCCAUCCCCAUAUUUGGACAUGCACACAAUGCCUGAUGCAAUUGUACUGCAAUGUAGUGAAGGUUCACCUCUCAUGUUCUACUCUGUGCUGGGCUUUUUGGGCUUCCUAGCCAUUGUCAGCUUCAGUGUGGCUUUCCUAGCCAGGAAGUUGCCUGACAGUUUCAAUGAAGCCAAGUUCAUCACCUUCAGCAUGCUGGUGUUUUGCAGUGUGUGGCUCUCCUUUGUUCCAACCUACUUGAGUACUAAGGGCAAAUACAUGGUGGCUGUAGAGAUCUUCUCGAUCUUGUCCUCCAGUGCAGGCUUACUGGUUUGUAUCUUUUUCCCAAAAAGCUAUAUAAUUAUGGUUAGGCCUGAGUUGAACAGCAGAGAGCAGCUAAUACAGAGGAGAAAAUAA